Molecule: messenger RNA, 1514 nt
Organism: Megalops cyprinoides (Indo-Pacific tarpon)
Lineage: Eukaryota; Metazoa; Chordata; Actinopteri; Elopiformes; Megalopidae
Gene: stk38a
Product: serine/threonine kinase 38a
Exons: 14
Coding region: 111-1514 (467 amino acids)
Biological process (GO): peptidyl-serine phosphorylation; intracellular signal transduction
Molecular function (GO): ATP binding; protein serine/threonine kinase activity
Source: RefSeq, a predicted model, not a curated record
AGGGCCGAUAGCACAGAGGUAAGAACAAUAGCUGUCUACCUUGUGGGUUGCUAGCAACAAUAAAACAGAACUACAGUUAACGUGUUUUGGAGAGAGAGGGGCAGGUAACCAUGGCAAUGACAGGUCAGACGUCCUGCUCCUCGAUGAGUAACCACACCAAAGAGCGGGUGACCAUGGCCAAGGUGACCCUGGAGAACUUCUACAGCAACCUGAUUGCCCAGCAUGAGGAGCGUGAGAUGAGGCAGCAGAAGCUGGAGAAGGUCAUGGAUCAAGAGGGACUGGCUGAUGAGGAGAAGCGUAUCCGACGCUCCCAGCACGCCAGGAAGGAGACGGAGUUCCUGCGGCUCAAGAGGACCAGGCUCGGCCUGGACGACUUCGAGUCCCUGAAAGUCAUCGGCCGCGGUGCCUUUGGAGAGGUGCGUCUGGUGCAGAAAAAAGACACGGGUCACGUGUAUGCCAUGAAGAUCCUGCGCAAGGCUGACAUGCUGGAGAAGGAGCAGGUGGGCCAUAUCCGAGCUGAGAGGGACAUCCUGGUGGAAGCAGACAGCCUGUGGGUCGUGAAGAUGUUUUACAGCUUUCAGGACAAGAUGAACCUCUACCUCAUCAUGGAGUUCCUGCCCGGAGGCGACAUGAUGACACUGCUGAUGAAGAAGGACACGCUGACGGAGGAGGCGACGCAGUUCUACAUUGCGGAGACGGUGCUGGCCAUCGACUCCAUCCACCAGCUGGGAUUCAUCCACAGAGACAUCAAACCUGACAACCUGCUGCUGGACUCCAGGGGUCAUGUCAAGCUGUCUGAUUUUGGCCUCUGCACGGGCCUAAAGAAGGCCCACAGAACAGAGUUCUACAGGAACCUAAAUCACAGCCUCCCCAGUGAUUUCACCUUCCAGAACAUGAACUCCAAGCGGAAAGCAGAGACUUGGAAGCGGAACAGAAGACAGUUGGCCUUCUCCACAGUGGGCACCCCCGACUACAUCGCCCCCGAAGUCUUCAUGCAGAAUGGGUACAACAAGCUCUGUGAUUGGUGGAGCCUGGGAGUCAUCAUGUAUGAGAUGCUGAUUGGUUACCCUCCCUUCUGCUCGGAGACACCCCAGGAGACCUACAGGAAGGUGAUGAACUGGAGGGAGACACUCACCUUCCCUCCUGAGGUUCCCAUCUCAGAGAAGGCCAAAGACCUCAUCCUCAGGUUCUGCUGUGAGGCGGAGCACCGCAUUGGGGCCACAGGUGUGGAGGAGAUCAAGGGUAACCCUUUCUUCCAGGGUGUGGACUAUGACCACAUCAGGGAAAGACCAGCCGCCAUCCCCAUUGAAAUCAAAAGUAUCGAUGACACUUCCAAUUUCGACGAGUUCCCAGAUUCAGACAUCCUCCAACCAACAGCUGCCCCGGCAGUCAAUCACUCGGAGGCAGACCUGAAGAACAAGGACUGGGUCUUCAUCAACUACACAUACAAACGAUUUGAAGGGCUGACAGCAAGGGGAGCCAUUCCCUCUUACAUGAAGACAGGGAAGAGGUAG